Messenger RNA from Raphanus sativus (radish), 1281 nucleotides. RefSeq names its product transcription factor TCP17. The record is from RefSeq and is a predicted model, not a curated record. The coding region runs from base 258 to 1013 and encodes 251 amino acids. Gene Ontology annotation, cellular component: nucleus. The transcript is spliced from 2 exons. Lineage: Eukaryota; Viridiplantae; Streptophyta; Magnoliopsida; Brassicales; Brassicaceae. Gene Ontology annotation, molecular function: DNA-binding transcription factor activity; sequence-specific DNA binding.
GUCUGUAAAUUCAUCUCACACCCAACAAAACCCUAGCUAGGGAUUAAAUAGUAUAUAUAUUAAAUAUUUCAUUUCUUUCUCAGCGUCAAUCAUGUACUAAAACACUUCUACUUUAACUUUCACUUGUUUCAUCAUCUAGGGUUCUUAUCCUUUUAUCUUCAACUUAUGUGACGAGGAAUUCACUCGAUCUAGUCUAAACCCAGCGGAUUCGACUUACUAGUUUUCCACUGUAACUUAUCUUUCAAUAACAUACCAAGAUGAGAAAUAACUCGUUGGGAAUAAAACAAGAAGGCGAUAAUCAUUACCAAGCCACUUCUUUGUCUUCGUUGAGGCAAAAUCCAAGGAUCGUGCGAGCCUCGAGAAUAUUCGGAGGCAAAGAUAGACAUAGCAAAGUGUGCACAGUUCGUGGUCUUCGAGACAGGAGGAUAAGAUUGUCGGCUACGACAGCUAUCCAGCUCUACGACCUUCAAGAUCGGUUAGGGCUAAGUCAGCCUAGCAAAGUCAUUGACUGGCUCUUAGAAGCUGCUCAAAACGACGUCGCUAUGCUUCCUCCUUUGCAAUUCCCACCUGGUUUUCACCUUAAUCUCCCCACCGCCGCCGUGGGAGAAUCUUUCCCCGGGAUCGUUGAAAGUUUCGACAUUGGAAGCUGCUCAUCAAGAACUGAUCAAACAACCCAGAGAGAAACUUUGGAUCUUGAGAGAAGCAGUCUUAGUCAUGGGUUUGAUAUUGAUCAUCAUUUUUACUCGAACCCAAGCCAAAGCAACAGGGUUUAUUACAAUAGCAGCAGCAGCUCUUGUCAUUACAAUCUCGUACAACUACAACAGUCGCUCCUGGACCAAUCUGGCAACGUUACUGUCGCAUUAUCCAAUAAUAAUAAUUAUCUCAAUCCACCAACGGUGGAAACCAUGAGCUCUCUAUUUCCGAGAUACCCUUUGUUUCUAGAGGGUGGUGAUCAACUUCAACUGUUUAGCUCAAACUCGAACUCCUCGAAGCAAACAGAUCAUGUCGAGUAGUUCUAGCUGCUUGGUUUUUGGACUAUUUCGUAAGUUGAUGCAUCGGAUCAUGUGGCAGAUGGAUGGCGUAUAGAGAGAGAUCAUUUACAUGGUGUUAUUAUUGGAUUGAGUGUAUUUAUAAUAAUAGUAUAGUAUAGAGGUAGUCUUAUUAAGCAUAUUAUCCACGUCAACUUCAAUUUGAGCAAAGAUAUAAGUCGUUUCUUGUUUUUGGAAAUUAUGUAAGUUCUGUGUGGUUUUCUUAAGAAUUAUAAUGGUGAUGUUACUGUUA